Messenger RNA from Parnassius apollo (apollo), 777 nucleotides. NCBI's taxonomy places the organism in Eukaryota, Metazoa, Arthropoda, Insecta, Lepidoptera, Papilionidae. The record is from the annotation of a GenBank genome assembly.
AUGAAAGAGAUUGAACGUGCGAUUCGAAGUUUGAAAUGUGGUAAGGCUGCGGGACUAGACAGAGUUACUGCUGAAAUGGUCAAGUACGGUGGGCCUCGCGUCUGGGACAGCUUCCAUCUGCUGUGCAAUUUGUGCUGGUGGACGGGAGAUGUCGCGGAUGAUUGGCGAUCCGCGGUCAUUGUGCCUUUAUAUAAAGGUAAAGGUUCACGUUUUGACUGCGGGUGCUAUCGGGCGAUCAGCUUGACCAGUUUAGCAAGUAAAGUUUACUCGAAGGUUUUGACACGUAGGAUGCAAGAGAAAUCGGAAAGAUUCUUAUGGGAGGCACAAUGCGGAUUUAGACCUGGAAGAGGAUGCACGGAUCAAAUGUUUUCUCUCCGCAUGAUCACGGAGAAGCUUCUGAGUGUUAACCAGAGGAUUUUCUGUGCUUUUGUGGAUCUGGAGAAAGCAUUUGAUAAGGUUAUAAGGAAGAAAAUGUGGGAACUGUUGCCGGGAUAUGGUGUGGAUGGUCGAUUGUUAAGGGCUGUGCAGUCACUUUACUAUGACUGUAAAGCCUGUGUGCAGGUAGGGCAUGACCUGUCACCCAUGUUUAGCGUCCAAGCGGGCGUAAAACAGGGUUGUGUCAUGUCUUCCUGGCUGUUCAUACUGUAUCUCGACAGCUGUUUACAGAAGCUGAAAAAUAGCUGUUUGGCAUAUCACUGCAAGACUUCAAGACACAGAUUUACACAGAAAACUAAGGCUGAUGUAUUCAGAGCUAAAAAAUUUGGAACUAUCUUCUAA